Molecule: messenger RNA, 3403 nt
Organism: Chroicocephalus ridibundus (black-headed gull)
Lineage: Eukaryota; Metazoa; Chordata; Aves; Charadriiformes; Laridae
Gene: PJA2
Product: praja ring finger ubiquitin ligase 2
Exons: 9
Coding region: 756-2867 (703 amino acids)
Biological process (GO): protein ubiquitination
Cellular component (GO): cytoplasm
Molecular function (GO): ubiquitin protein ligase activity
Source: RefSeq, a predicted model, not a curated record
GCGGGCGCCGGCCUGGCCCGGCUCGGCCCGGCGGCUGCGCGUCGAGGCCGGGCCAGCCUCGGCUCAAUCCCGGGGAUCUGCUUGCGGCCUCGGGCCGCGGAGAGAAGGCGGUCGUGGAGCCCAGGCAGCAGGGCUGUGCCGCUGCCGUCUUCAGCCCUCGGGGCGGUCGCUUGGGCCGCGGAGCGACAGCCUCCUCUCAGGGGCUGGGCCUGCGGGGCGGGGGCGGCCCGGCUGGUGCUGCGGUCGAGGGGGCAGCGCGGCCGCCUCCGUUCAGCGCAGCGGGCCGUGGUGGUCCGGCGUGCGUGAGAGGCUCCCCCGAUGGGCGCGGGGAAGCCGACACGGCUCGCAGACACAGAGCAGGCCCGGGCAGGACUUCAGAGUUGGUUUUUUUGGGGCUGGUUGGUUGUUUCUGGUGUUUUCCCCACAACAUUGCGACGGUGACUCUUUCUCCCGGGGCGGAGGUGGGGAGCCUGGUGCUGAGGCCGGAGAGCCGUCUGUGGCGGCGGGCCUGUGCUCCCUGUGCUGCCCAGGCAACCCUGCCGGCUGAGUUCUACCUUAGACGAAAUAAAAACGGGUGUGAGCAGGCUCAUUUCUAAAGUGAGCCUCUUGACGUUGCUUGGAGUCGGUUAUGAAGCACUGACACUGCCUGUUUGCUGGAGGAGAGGUGUUGGUGGGCUGUGAGCAGAACCACCCCCAAACUAAGGGACAGAAGGAAUGUGCCUUGGGCCUGGAAUCCAGAGGAAACGUGUUAAGCAAUGGGUCAAAAAGGUGGCAAACUUGCCUGGUCCAAACCAGCAGAAGGCUAUCAGAGUGUUACAGGCAGAAGAUAUGGGAGAAGACAUGCCUAUGUUAGCUUUAGACCAUCUUUGAAUAGCCAAGGCAGAGAUGAACAUCAACACGAAGGCUGUGAACAAUUAGAGUGGGAGGAUGUUCAACAAGAGAAUUCUUUACCUUUCUGUGAAGAUUCCAGUCCAUCGGUUCAGGCUUCUUCUGAUUUAUUGGAUGAGCCUCCAUUAGAAAAUAUUGGAACUGGAGAACCCAUUUGCCAAAGUGUAUCAAGCCAGACUUUUCAAGCAAACGUGUCACCAUUUUCUCUAUUCUGUUCUGGUCUGGAAGGCAACACAAUCUCGGGGAACUCUAUGAAUCCUUAUGAAAAUUCUGAAGACCUUGCAGAAUAUGCAUCUGAAGGGCAUAAUGAUUUGAAUGGUCAGAAUGGAAUUGCCUUUGUAAACAUUGACUCUUAUGAGCCAGAUAGCAGUGAUGGAGAGGAAGAUGAUGCUCAGGACAAAUUUUCUUUGGCAAGUGAAGCAGAAGGUGUACUUCAGGGAACGCUAGAUAGUAAGUUUUCUGAGUUAGAAAAAGGCUUAGAGACUCUUACUGACUUAGAGUCCCGAUUGCUCACGCUCAGCCACAGUUUGUCUAGAGAAUGUCAUGAAGAAGCAGGACCAAUGCCUCUAAUGAGUUACUUUAGCAUAGAUUCAGGCUUGACAUGUCCAAACAACAGGGCAUUUGAAUCUUCUGCUGAAGAUCAAGCUAUACCGAAAAGUAACUUGACUGGUGCCAGUUGUGAAACACAGCCGGUAAGAAAUAUAGUGGAUGUUGGAAUCAGAACCCCUAUAGCAAUUGCUAAUGAAUUAAAUGCCACUGGUGGAACGACCGACCAAGGAAAUUCACCUGAGCAAGUCGUGAGACCUAAAAUAAGAAAACAAAGUCCUGCAAACCAGUUGGGGAGAGAGGAGCUUCUCCCUAGUGACAAUGAAGAGAAAGGUGGUUCCUGGAGAAGAAAUGAAGUUGCUGAAAUCCAGCAAGGCCAUGUUGAGUACGCCUUGAGAAAUAGCGAAGAGAUGAGUUCUAGUAUGCACUUUGACACAAGAGAGUACCAAGGUCAUCAAAAGAACACAGAAACAGUCCUAAGGAAAAAUACAGCAGCUCAAGAACAAAACAUGCUAGAUAAUAGCACUGUCAGGGAUGAUUUUGAAGACUGCAACAGACACUCCUCCAUGUCCCAUGAUGAUGAAGACAGGUCAGAAUGGAGUGAUGGAGAAUGGUCUACAGCUGUGCCUUCCUAUAUUGCUGCUACAGACAAAGACCAUUCCUCAAGUGAUGAGAUCUGGGAGACUGUCCCAGGCAGGGAGGAAUGUGAGCCUGAAGUGCAGAGCAGCAGCAGUGGCAUAGAAGAGGAGAACACGGUUGUCUGUUUCCAAGGAGGGGAACAGAUAUUAUUGGAGGAAGGAGAGGUUCCUUGGUUACAAUACCGAGAAGAAGAAAGCAGCAGUGAUGAGGAAGAUGAUCCAGUUAGUGAUUUUGUGCAUCCUGGAUUGUUCCUGUUGGAUGGAAAUAACAACCUUGAGGAUGACUCCAGUGUGAGUGAAGAGCUGGAGGUGGAGUGGAGAAUACUUGAUGAGUUUGGGGAUGGCCUAGGGCUUGCUCAAGCCAUUCCUUAUAUGGAUCCUCAGUUUCUCACAUUGAUGGCACUAGAGGGACGCUUACAACAAGCUAUGGAGACUGCUAUGGUACAUCUGGAGUCUCUUGGAUUUGAUAUUGAACAGGCUUGUCCACCAGCUACUCAAGAAACCAUAGAUUGUCUCCCACAGAUUACUGUCACAGAUGUUCAUGAAGGUCAAGAGCAGUGUUGCACUAUCUGUUGCAGUGAAUAUGUGAAAGAUGAAAUCAUAACAGAGCUGCCCUGUCAUCACUUGUUUCACAAACUUUGUGUAACUCUUUGGUUAGAAAAGUCAGGAACAUGCCCGGUUUGUCGUCAUGUGCUUGCACCCAUGCCUCCUGAAGUGGAUGCUGCCACUGUUUCCUUUCUGUCUGAUCAUGAUUUGCCAUCGCCUGUUCGCAGUACUACAGGAACUUCAAACUAGUGUCUGAAAUUAAAUCGUUGCCACCAAAGCAAAAAUGUAAAUUUUGCCUGUUUAAUUACAAUGUGAAAGCAAAUAUGUAUAAAAUAUUGUAUGUAAAAUACUAUCUAUAUGAUAUAUUUUAGUUUAGGAAGAGGGUCCAACACUUUCUAAACUCUUAAGGUUUAUAAUAAUAGCUUAAAUUUUCAGACUAUUGGUUAGAAUGUUGUUGGUAAUUGUAAAGUCUAAAGCUUAUGAUAUGAUAAAUUUUUCCAAGAAGUUAAUUAAUGUGUCACUUUGUCCAAGUUCUUGCAGCUGCAGUGCAGUUGCAGCUUAUUAAAGCUACACUUAGGACCUGUUGGACCUAGUAUAACUGAAUUACUUGGUUUUGUCAAACUUAGGCUUUGUAAUUGAUUUCUCCUAUCUGCAUCAAAUGUGAAGAUAUUCUGUGACACCAGCAGUGGUAAAACUUGAUUUCAGUGGGGAAAAAAAUGCAUAAUGGAACCAUGUCUCAUACCAGUUCACUCUAUAAUAAACUUUCCUAAAGUCAGAAACACUAA